AUGGAGGUGGACAGCGAGAAUGACUUGCUCAGCAAGACUGCUGCCGGAGAGCUCGUCGAGUCGUACGUGGCGCAUCGUCCUUAUCCCAUCCAGCAGAAUAGCGGCCUGAGUGGCAGCAGCUCUGAUCGUGCCAUUUUGCUAACCGUGCCUUUUGGCUUAUUGCAGAGAAGCGUGGCCGGCCUUGCGCGACGAGAUCCUCUCACGAUCGCACGCGACGAGUUUCCCAUACCCAAGCUUCCUCCUCCUCUGCCGCACCCCCGGCUCCUAGACACAAGAGUCCUCUCCCCGCUAUCGUCAUCGCCUGCUGAGCGGUCCUUUGAAGAUGCCAACAAGGAGAAUGAGAGUGCGCCUGCAGGCGAGCAACCGCCGUCCACGGACGAAACAGAACCCGUCGCUGCGUCUCAGCCGCCGCCACCACCGCCAGCACCAGCACCGUCCUCACCACAAUCCCCGUCGCGAAGCCAGGAGCAGUCCGAUGACGUCCUGCCGAAGCAGCUGGCAGACAUGGUCGGCGAGAUCAAGAGCCACAUCGGGAGCUUCAAGUCAUAUCCGCCGCACACAAUCCAGAGAAUCGCAGAGCUGAUUCUGUAUCCGCGCGCGCACUACAAGGCCUUGGCGUCGUAUCUGCAUGCCCUGGACAGAGUGUCGGCCGUGACGUCGGGCACGAAUACCUAUCCGCUGCCGCCGCCGAUUCCCGACAUGUCGGCGAUCCAGCUCAACGGCGAUGAGCCCAACGACCCGGCCAUGGCCGUCUCUUGGAGCAACCCUACGUCCGUGGCGGUUGGAUCUGAUGAAGCGCUAGGAGGAGCACUGCUGACUCCGAUUCCGUGGCUGACGAGGGGCACGCCGCCUCCGGAGACCGUAGUCGAGGCGCCGGUUAGUGCGCAGAUUCACAGCGAAAGCACCGAGACUAUUGAAGGCCCUAAUGGGGUGGGCAGCAUCGAGACUGUUUCUGUGAGCAUCAACGGCGUGCCAUCCAUGGGGGCUACCAGGGGCGUCACACAGGGCGAGCUGCUUAGGCAGGAGCAGAGAGCCGGUAUCGUUCCCGUCACUCAGCUCACCAAAUCCACUGACAUGAUGGGUGAGGGUGAGCAAUCCGAAGCUUCAGAAGACCAACCCAUGGGCGACGAUGACGAAGAGGCACCCCACGCGAGAGGCCCGGAUGAAAUAGGAGUUGGCGACACUGGCCUUCAGUCUGAGACUACUAGUCUCAUGGGAGAGGACGGUGUCGAGAUGGAGGGCAUCGAUCUCGAGGCUGCGGUGGGCCGCAAACAUGCGGAUGACAAAAGUGAAUCCUCUGCGACAGGGGAAGAGAAAGGCACAACGGAUGAGCCUGCUGCUUCUUCCGAGCGGGCAAAGAGCCCCAGCGCCGAGAGCGUAAGCUCCAAGCGCGAGGCGGAAGAUGAUUUGGAGGACGAUGUUGUGGCGAAGAAGGUUAAGGAGGACCCGAGCGGCGACGGGGAUACACAGAUGACAAAGUCAUCUGAGAAGGAGCCAGACUCUGCAGAACAGAAAGAUGAGGGCGAAAGCAAAGAGGAUGAAACCAAGGAUGAGUCUACGGACUGA
Molecule: messenger RNA, 1566 nt
Organism: Trichoderma gamsii
Lineage: Eukaryota; Fungi; Ascomycota; Sordariomycetes; Hypocreales; Hypocreaceae
Exons: 2
Coding region: 1-1566 (521 amino acids)
Biological process (GO): protein dephosphorylation
Cellular component (GO): cytoplasm; nucleus; protein phosphatase 4 complex
Molecular function (GO): protein phosphatase regulator activity
Source: RefSeq, a predicted model, not a curated record